CUUGUUAUCCUUGCACAUACUGUAUGAGGUUGAUUUUCAUGUCUAGGUAAAAUCGAAUGAUUUGAAUGUUUGCAUGUUUUCGAAUUUGUCGUCCUGCUUUGAAUGUUAUGCCAUUUUCCGUCUCUACUUGCUGCUUUGCAGGCUGCGACACGGUGUACGUUUUCUCCUUCAUUUGGAUUAGUAUAGAGGUGGUGUUGCAUAACACGACGGCCGCUUUGCAAAGCAGGGAUGAAGAUGGCCCGGUUGGUGUGGUGAGUGUGUGUUUCGUGAUGCUGAAGUACUAUUUAUCAGAUCUAUGAUUACUAGAUAGACAACCAGCAGAAUGAUCGGAGAUGAGAUACUGUGUGCCCCACUGCUGCAGGCAUAGAGCAAGCGCAAUUUACCUAGGGAUUGCAGAUCGGCUGGUGGCGCUACUGCAUACGCAUCUCUGGUAGCAUCCUUAGCCCCCUUUUCACACAUCUAUAGCAUGAGGAUGGCGCUGCGGAUGCGUGUGCAGAGGUUUCCAAGCUAGGGAGUAGGAUCUGUUAGAUCUGAUAGGAUUUGGAUGAUUUGGAAGUUGCUGCCGCUCGCCUGUGUGGGGAUUUAUAGCCGCUUUUUCUCUUUUGUGUUAUUUUUUGAACCAAGAGUAAAAAUAAACUACUUACUUACGAAGUUUAAGUUAAGGCUAAAAGUGGUCCAUCCUUGUAGUAUCUAUUACACCCAUGAUUCGUAGAAAAUUUGAAACGAUACAGACACACAAUAUAAUUCGGAACUCAUGUGAAUUCAGUUCAAGUUCAAAAGCCAGUCCUCGCGCAGGAAAAGAAGUCCCUUAUUAUGCCCUGUGUAAUAUGUACUUCAAUUUUAUGAUCAAAUUCAAAACGCGCCUUUUAUUUACAAUUAGUAUGAUAGAAUUAGUGUCUCAUAAUUCCUGCUGUUCUGGGUUGGGAUCGAACUGCAAUACGGUCCGUGAAGCAGAUCUUCAGUCCGUCCCUUCCCUGCGGCAGAUAUUUCUAGUCGUGAAAUUGAAAUUUUAAUUCUUGUGAUAUUUUUGUAGAAUACAUACUAGUUUCCUUGGGUUGGUGACAAAGGGAUAAGUCUUGUCCGGGAAAUGUCAAUACUGUGCAAAAAAAAGAAAGAAUACCUGCGCAAUACCAGCCAGAUAAUUGGUAAUGGUUGAGUUCUUGGAUAAGUUCAAGGAGAUUGUCAUGCAUUUCAGUUAUUUUGCGUCGAAUAAAGUGAUAUAAGAAUAAAGGAUUUAGACAUUCACAUUGCAUCCAUAAUGUCAUAACUUAUUGCAUCGUUUGAACAAAUACAAAGUCUUUCUAUAUGAUCAGCCACACACAGAAGUUGUGGGCAAAAAGCUU
Molecule: messenger RNA, 1343 nt
Organism: Amoebophrya sp. A25
Lineage: Eukaryota; Dinophyceae; Syndiniales; Amoebophryaceae
Source: the annotation of a GenBank genome assembly